This is a messenger RNA of Pistacia vera, 1231 nucleotides long. Its product is annotated as metalloendoproteinase 3-MMP-like. Gene Ontology annotation, biological process: collagen catabolic process; proteolysis; extracellular matrix organization. Lineage: Eukaryota; Viridiplantae; Streptophyta; Magnoliopsida; Sapindales; Anacardiaceae. Gene Ontology annotation, molecular function: zinc ion binding; metalloendopeptidase activity. The coding region runs from base 99 to 980 and encodes 293 amino acids. Gene Ontology annotation, cellular component: extracellular matrix. The transcript has a single exon. The record is from RefSeq and is a predicted model, not a curated record.
UUCAAUCUACUUAUUUCUUUCCUAAGCUAAGAAUUAGAGUAAUGGCCUUCAGAAAUUCCUUAUUUUUUGGCUCAUUUUUCCUUCUUUUUGCUUUAUAAAUGCCCACCAUUAUUCAAUCUAAAUCAACUGGUAGUGGUAACCCUUUUGGAUUCAUCCAACAUCUGGAAGGAUGCCACAAGGGCCAGAAUAUUAGUGGUCUGCAUGAUCUCAAACGAUAUCUUCAGAAAUUUGGAUACUUGAAUUAUGAUCGCCUCAAAAAUUAUGAAAAGGAUGAUGAAUUUGAUGAUACGUUGGAGUCUGCCAUCAAAAAAUACCAGCAAAAUCAUCAUAUGAAUGUCACUGGAAGUCUGGAUUCUAACACAGUGAAUCAAAUGAUGAAACCGAGAUGUGGUGUAGCAGAUUUUGUGAAUGGCACAAAGCAAAACCACCACAAACACAAUCACAAGUCCGGCUUCCACACAGUUGGUCACUAUCAAUUCUAUUUCCCUGGACCAAGGAGAUGGUCCAAAUCCAGGCUCACAUAUCGCUUCGAUUCUAGCGCGCCGGUUCCCGCCUCACUAAAUUUGAGGUCUGUCAUUCAACAAUCUUUUAACAGAUGGGCUCAAGUCAGCCAUUUCACUUUCCAGGAAGUCGCGGAAAAUUUGGAUGCUGAUAUUGUGAUUGGCUUUCACCGUGGUAGCCACGGAGAUGGAGAAAAUAACCGAUUUGAUGGCCCUCAGGGAGUUUUCGCGCAUGCGUUUGCGCCAACGGUUGGAGAUUGCCAUUUUGAUGCAGAAGAAAGAUGGAGUAUCAAUCCUGGACAAUAUGAGCUAGACUUGGAAUCGGUUGCUGUGCAUGAAAUAGGCCACUUAUUAGGGCUUUCGCAUGAGUCGGGAAAGCCGGAUUCAAUUAUGUAUGAUUAUUUUGAAUACGGGAAGAUAAAGAGAGAGCUGACUGCGGAUGAUAUUCAAGGCAUACGAGUCCUUUAUGGUUUGCAGUAAAUGGAGACGUUUGAAAUAAACAGCCUGUGUCAAUUUUUUGCUAGUAUAAUUCAGUGUUUACUGUGUUAAAAUUUUACAAUAAGUGGUGUACUUAGGGAACCCAGAAAAUUUGGCUGAAGUUUUGGGAUUUAUUCCAUUUGCAUUAAGAUAUGUUGUAAUACCAAGUUUUAGGAUAAUAAAUAGAAAGAAGACCUUCAUCAUCCCUCCCAGAAAUUUUGUACACAGAUACAGGUUUUCCUUAACAAAGUAUC